CACAUACACCUCGCAAUCCUGCUGAAAGCAGGGAGAAGGGAGGCAGCCUGGGCUCAUUUAGCAGACGAAUUCCCAUUGACAUUUGUAAAUUACGCAGCUCGAUUGCAGACUUGCUGCUGCUGCUGAUUUACUGAGUGUGCAGCCAAGCAACCCAGGCAGAGGAGGACGCUUCAAUCCGGCUACAACAAUGUCUGAGUUUCUUUUAGCCUUAGUAGCGAUCUCAGGAUUAUUUCCUGUUGCUAAGGUGCUGGCAGUGGGAGCCGAUCGAGAAGAACAACUGUGUGACAUAGGAGAGUUUCUUUGCGAUGAUCGCGUGACUUGUGUGUCUCAAAAUUGGCUAUGUGAUGGAGAACCCGACUGUCCAGAUGAUUCAGAUGAGUCUUUAGAUGCCUGUCCUGAGGAAGUAGAAUUCAAGUGUCCCCUGAAUCAUAUUACUUGCAUUGGUACAAACAGAUGUAUUCACUUGUCCCAGCUCUGCAAUGGUGUAUAUGACUGUUCAGAUGGGUAUGAUGAAGGAGUACAUUGUCGGGAAUUAUUACCCAAAUGCCAACAGAUGAAUUGCCAAUACAAAUGUAGUAUUUCAAGGAAUGGCACCGGCUGUUACUGUGAGGAUGGAUAUGAAGUAGGCGAUGAUGGAAGAAACUGCAACGAUUUAGAUGAAUGUAAUGUGUAUGGGACCUGUAGCCAAACCUGUAUAAAUACAGAUGGAUCAUAUGCAUGUAGUUGUGUGGAGGGUUAUGUACUUCAGCCUGACAACAGAUCUUGCAAGGCCAAAAAUGAGCCCAGUGAUAGACCUCCAAUUCUUCUGAUUGCAAGCUCUGAAACUAUUGAAGUAUUAUAUCUUAAUGGAAGUAAAGUUUCUACUCCAAACUCAAUGAAAGGAAAUGGAAUUAAUACACUGGAUUUUAUAUACAAUAAGGACACAAUUUGUUGGAUUGAAUCGAGAGAAUCUUCAAGUCAGCUGAAAUGUACCAAGAUAUCAAAAUCUUGGAGAUUAACAGAUGAAUGGAUAAUAAAUGUUGCUCAGUACCUUCACAAUGUACAACAAAUGGCAAUUGACUGGCUCACUGGAAAUUUUUAUUUUGUGGAUCAUGUCAGUGACAGAAUCUUUGUGUGUAAUCACAAUGGAACUGUGUGCAUUACCCUGAUUGAUCUUGAUCUUCAAAACCCUAAGGCAAUAGCUGUUGAUCCAACAUCAGGAAAACUUUUCUUUACCGACUAUGGGAAUGUGGCCAAAAUUGAAAGAUGUGACAUGGAUGGGAUGAAUAGAACAAGGAUAGUAGAGUCUAAAAUUGAGCAGCCAACUGCUGUUGCACUAGAUCUGGUCAAUAAAUAUGUUUACUGGAUAGACAUAUAUCUGGACUACAUAGAAGUUGUUGACUAUCAAGGAAGAAACAGGCAUACAAUAAUUCAAGGCCGACAAGUUAGGCAUCUUUACAGUUUAACAGUAUUUGAAAAUUAUCUAUAUGCAACUAAUUCAGAUAAUUUCAGCAUCUUACAAAUAAACAGAUACAAUCGCACAGAUGUUCAGUCACUGAUUAGACUUGAAAAUGCAAGAGAGAUCCAUGUCUAUCAGAAAAGAAUGCAGCCAUCAGUCAGAAGCCAUGCAUGUGAAGUAGACCCAUAUGGAAUGCCAGGGGGGUGUUUGCACAUCUGUCUGCUCAGCAGCAACUACAAAACAUGGACUUGUCGCUGCAGGACUGGCUUCGUCUUGGGAAAUGAUGGCAGGUCAUGCAAAAGACCAAAGAAUGAGUUGUUCCUGUUUUAUGGGAAGGGGCGCCCGGGAAUCAUACGAGGAAUGGACCUGAAUUCCAAAGUUGCUGAUGAAUAUAUGAUCCCCAUAGAAAACCUGGUCAACCCUCGUGCUCUGGACUUCCAUGCUGAGACCAAUUACAUCUACUUCGCUGACACGACAAGCUUCUUGAUUGGGCGACAGAAAAUUGAUGGCACAGAGCGUGAGACAAUCUUGAAAGAUGAUCUUGAUAAUGUUGAAGGUAUAGCCGUGGACUGGAUUGGAAAUAAUUUGUACUGGACAAAUGAUGGCCACAGGAAAACAAUUACUGUAGCCAGAUUGGAGAAAGCCUCUCAAAGUCGAAAAAUUUUGUUAGAGGGAGAUAUGUCUCAUCCGAGAGGAAUUGUCGUUGAUCCUGUCAAUGGCUGGAUGUAUUGGACGGACUGGGAGGAAGAUGAAAUAGAUGACAGUGUGGGAAGAAUCGAGAAGGCAUGGAUGGAUGGCUACAGCCGGCAGAUUUUUGUGACAUCAAAGAUGCUGUGGCCAAAUGGUUUAACUCUGGACUAUCAUACAAAUGUAUUGUACUGGUGUGAUGCCUAUUAUGAUCACAUUGAAAGAAUAUUUUUGAAUGGAACUGACAGAAAGGUAGUCUACAAUGGGAAGGAGCUGAAUCAUCCUUUUGGGCUAUCACAUCAUGGAAAUUAUAUUUUCUGGACAGAUUAUAUGAAUGGCUCUAUUUUUCAGUUGGAUCUGAUGAUGAGGAAUGUGACGCUACUAAGAAGUGAGAGACCACCUCUCUUUGGGCUUCAGAUUUAUGAUCGCUACAAGCAGCAAGGUGACAAUGCAUGUCGUGUUAAUAAUGGAGGCUGCAGCACUCUUUGUUUAGCCAUUCCUGGAGGCAGAGUUUGUGCCUGUGCUGAUCAUCAGCUCCUAGAAGAAAACAGUACAAUGUGCAUGAUUAAUCCUGGAGAAGCGUUACCUCAGUUGUGCAAACCUGGAGAAUUUCAGUGUAACAACAAGCGCUGUAUCCAGGAUCGCUGGAGGUGUGAUGGAGAUGAUGAUUGUUUGGAUGCCAGUGAUGAGCAUUCAGAAAUUUGCUUCAAUCAUAGCUGUCCUGAUGAUCAAUUUAAGUGCCAGAAUAACCGCUGCAUCCCCAAGAGGUGGCUUUGCGAUGGAGCUAAUGAUUGUGGAAAUAAUGAAGAUGAAUCAAAUGAAACCUGUGCAGCAAGAACAUGUCAAGUUGAUCAGUUUUCUUGUGGGAAUGGACGUUGUAUUCCAAAAUCGUGGUUGUGUGAUAGGGAGGAUGACUGUGGUGAUGAAACAGAUGAAAUGGCAUCAUGUGAAUUCCCAACCUGUGAACCAGUAACUCAAUUUAUAUGCAAAAAUGGAAGAUGUGUUAGCAGUAAAUGGCACUGUGACUCAGAUGACGACUGUGGCGAUGGGAGUGAUGAGUUGGGUUGUGUUCACUCAUGCUCCAGUAACCAGUUCAGAUGCUCCAAUGGCAGAUGUAUACCAAGUCAUUGGGCUUGUGAUGGUGACAAUGACUGUGGAGACUUCAGUGAUGAAACCAAAACAAACUGCACCAAAGAAGAAACUCCUUCUCCUGGAGGAUGCAAUGAGAAAGAAUUUCAGUGUAACCCUGAUGGGAAUUGUGUUCCUGUGUUGUGGCGCUGCGAUGGAGAAAAGGAUUGUGAAGAUGGCAGCGAUGAAAAGGGCUGUAAUGGAACUAUACGCUUGUGUGAUGAGAGAACCAAGUUUUCCUGCAAGAAUACAGGGAGAUGCAUUAGCAAAGCGUGGCUAUGUGAUGGAGAUAUUGAUUGUGAUGAUCAGUCUGAUGAGGAUAAUUGCGAGAGCUAUAUGUGUGGACCACCAAAAUAUCCUUGUGCUAAUGAUACCUCCAUCUGCCUACAGCCUGAGAAGCUCUGUAAUGGGAGAAGAGAUUGUCCUGAUGGAUCUGAUGAAGGCGACCUUUGUGAUGAAUGUUCACUUAACAAUGGUGGAUGUAGCCACCAGUGUUCUGUAGUUCCUGGAAGAAGAAUUGUGUGCUUCUGCCCUCCAGGACUUUAUCUAAAUCCAGACAACAAAACCUGUGAAAUUGUGGAUUACUGUACCAAGCAUCUUAAGUGUAGUCAAGUGUGUGAACAGCACAAACAUAGUGUCAAGUGCUCCUGUUAUGAAGGCUGGAAGAUCAAUAAUGAUGGUGAAAGUUGCACUAGUAUUGAUCCAUUUGAAGCUUUCAUCAUUUUUUCCAUUCGUCACGAGAUCAGAAAGAUUGAUCUUCACAAGCGAGACUAUAGUCUCUUAGUUCCUGGUUUAAGAAACACAAUAGCACUUGAUUUUCAUUUCAAUCAAAGCUUACUGUACUGGACAGAUGUGGUGGAAGAUAAAAUUUACCGAGGCAAGCUUUCUGAAACUGGAGGUGUGAGUGCCAUUGAAGUCGUAGUGCAGCAUGGCCUGGCCACUCCUGAGGGUCUUACAGUAGACUGGAUUGCAGGAAACAUAUACUGGAUAGACAGCAAUUUGGAUCAGAUUGAAGUAGCAAAAUUAGAUGGCACUUUAAGAACAACAUUAAUAGCAGGCGCUAUGGAGCAUCCCAGGGCUAUUGCCUUAGAUCCUAGAUAUGGAAUUCUGUUUUGGACAGACUGGGAUGCUAAUUUUCCUCGCAUUGAGUCUGCUUCCAUGAGUGGGGCAGGAAGAAAAAUCAUCUAUAAAGACAUGGAUACCGGAGCCUGGCCUAAUGGUCUUACUGUUGAUCACUUUGAAAAAAGAAUAGUAUGGACAGAUGCUAGGUCUGAUGCAAUUUAUUCUGCAUUAUACGAUGGAACUGGAAUGAUAGAGAUCAUACGGGGUCAUGAAUAUCUUUCCCACCCCUUUGCUGUCUCUUUGUAUGGAAGUGAAGUGUAUUGGACUGACUGGAGGACCAAUACAUUGUCAAAAGCCAAUAAAUGGACAGGGCAAAAUGUUAGUGUGAUACAGAAAACCAGUGCACAGCCUUUUGACCUUCAAAUAUACCAUCCAAGUCGUCAACCACAAGCUCCUAAUCCUUGUGCUGCUAACAAUGGCAGAGGUCCAUGUUCUCAUAUGUGUCUGAUCAGUCACAAUAGAAGUGCUGCAUGUGCAUGUCCUCAUCUGAUGAAACUGUCCAUAGACAAGAAAACAUGUUAUGAAAUGAAGAAAUUUCUUCUUUAUGCAAGACGGUCAGAAAUAAGAGGUGUGGCUAUAGAGAAUCCUUACUUCAACUUCAUCACUGCCUUCACUGUCCCUGACAUUGAUGAUGUCACUGUCAUAGAUUUUGAUGCAGCAGAGGAACGCUUGUACUGGACUGAUGUAAAAACGCAAACCAUCAAGCGUGCUUUUAUUAAUGGGACUGGAUUGGAAACAGUUAUCUCAAGAGAUAUUCAGAGUAUUAGAGGCCUUGCAGUGGACUGGGUGUCACGAAAUUUGUACUGGAUUAGUUCGGAGUUUGAUGAAACUCAGAUUAAUGUGGCACAUUUAGAUGGUUCUUUGAAAACCUCAAUCAUCCAUGGAAUCGAUAAACCCCAGUGUCUUGCAGUUCACCCUGUCAGGGGGAAGCUUUACUGGACUGAUGGGAACACAAUUAAUAUGGCAAACAUGGAUGGCAGUAACAACAAAAUACUCUUUCAGAAUCAAAAAGACCCAGUUGGUCUAUCGAUAGAUUAUCUGGAGAACAAGCUUUAUUGGAUCAGUUCAGGAAAUGGAACCAUAAAUAGAUGCAACCUGGAUGGUAGUGAUUUAGAAAUAAUAGAGUCAAUGAAAGAAGAAUUAACAAAAGCCACAGCUUUAACCAUCAUGGAUAAAAAACUCUGGUGGGCAGACCACAACUUAGCUCAGCUGGGUACCUGCAACAAAAGAGAUGGAAGAACCCCCAUUGUCCUGCGAAACAAGACUUCAGGGGUUGUACAUAUGAAAGUGUAUGAUAAAGCAGCACAGCAAGGUAGCAAUUCCUGUCAACUAAACAAUGGUGGGUGUUCCCAGCUUUGCUUACCAACAUCAGAAACUACCAGAACGUGCAUGUGUACAGUGGGUUAUAACCUCCGAAAAAAUCGUAUGUCAUGUCAAGGUAUUGAGUCAUUUCUCAUGUAUUCUGUUCAUGAAGGAAUUAGAGGAAUUCCUCUGGAUCCAAAUGACAAAACAGAUGCUUUAAUGCCCAUAUCUGGAACUUCAUUUGCUGUGGGUAUAGAUUUCCAUGGAGGAAAUGACACAAUUUACUGGACUGACAUGGGUUUCAACAAAAUUAGCAGAGCUAGACGAGACCAGACCUGGAAAGAAGACAUAAUUUCAAAUGGCUUGGGAAGGGUUGAAGGCAUAGCAGUGGACUGGAUAGCGGGUAACAUAUAUUGGACAGAUCAUGGCUUCAACUUAAUUGAAGUUGCUAGACUCAAUGGCUCAUUCCGAUACGUAAUUAUAUCCCAGGGUCUGGACCAGCCAAGAUCCAUAGCAGUGCACCCAGAAAAAGGGUAUUUGUUCUGGACAGAAUGGGGACAGACUCCCUGCAUAGGCAGGGCACGGUUAGAUGGGUCUGAGAAGCUUGUGCUUGUGAGCUUGGGGAUUGCCUGGCCUAAUGGAAUCUCCGUUGACUAUGAGGAAAAUAAAUUAUACUGGUGUGAUGCUCGUACAGACAAGAUAGAAAGAAUCGACCUUGAGAGUGGAGGGAACCGGGAGAUUGUGCUGUCAGGGAGCAAUGUGGAUAUGUUUUCAGUAGCAGUCUUUGGAGCUUACAUCUACUGGUCUGACAGAGCACAUGCUAAUGGCUCAAUCAGAAGAGGUCAUAAGAAUGAUGCCACAGAUGCUGUGACCAUGAGGACUGGCCUGGGAAUAAACCUAAAAGAAGUGAAAGUCUUUAACAGACAACGAGAAAAAGGUACUAAUGUUUGUGCCAAGAGCAAUGGUGGAUGUCAGCAACUUUGUCUGUAUCGAGGAAAUACACAGAGAACGUGUGCUUGUGCACAUGGCUAUCUUGGAGAGGAUGGAGUUACUUGUCUGAGACAUGAAGGUUACUUGCUGUAUUCAGGAAGGACGAUAUUAAAAAGUAUACAUCUUUCAGAUGAAACCAAUUUAAAUUCACCAGUAAGGCCAUAUGAAAAUCCAGACUACUUCAAAAAUGUGAUAGCAUUGGCUUUCGACUACAACCUGAGAGGAACGGGUACUAACCGUAUUUUCUUUAGUGAUGCACAUUUUGGAAAUAUACAACUUAUUAAAGACAACUGGGCUGGCAGAAAAGUGAUAAUUGAAAAUGUAGGUUCUGUGGAAGGACUUGCCUAUCAUAGAGCUUGGGAUACUCUCUAUUGGACCAGCUCUACUACAUCAUCUAUCACAAGACAUACAGUUGACCAGAAACGACGAGGAGCUUUCAACAGGGAAGCAGUAAUAACAAUGUGUGAAGAUGAUCAUCCACAUGUCUUAGCACUUGAUGAAUGCCAAAAUUUAAUGUUUUGGACUAACUGGAAUGAGCAGCAUCCAAGCAUCAUGAGAUCUACCCUUUCUGGGAAAAAUGCACAGGUUAUUAUCAGUACUGAUCUCCUCACACCAAAUGGACUUACCAUUGAUCACAGUGCAGAGAAACUCUACUUUUCAGAUGGCAGCCUGGGAAAAAUAGAGAGGUGUGAAUAUGAUGGGUCACAUAGAUAUGUAAUUGUCAAGUCUGGACCAGGCACUUUUCUUAGCCUGGCUGUAUAUAAUGGUUAUAUCUUUUGGUCAGACUGGGUGAGACGAUCUAUUCUUCGCUCCAAUAAAUAUACAGGAGGAGAUACAAAAGUUCUUCGAUCUGAUAUACCACAUCAGCCAAUGGGCAUCAUUGCUGUUGCCAAUGAUACUAACAAUUGUGAACUGUCUCCCUGUGCACAAAUGAAUGGAGGCUGUCAUGACUUGUGCCUUUUGACUCCUGAUGGUCGAGUGAACUGUUCAUGUAGGGGGGAUCGAAUGCUGAUAGAUGACAACAGAUGUGUGACUAAAAACUCCACAUGUAACAUUUACUCUGAGUUUGAAUGUGGAAAUGGUGAAUGCAUUGACUACCAACUAACCUGUGAUGGCGUUGCUCAUUGUAAGGACAAAUCGGAUGAAAAACUAUUUUAUUGCGAAAACAGAAGCUGUCGGAGAGGUUUUAGGCCUUGUUACAAUCACCGUUGUAUUUCAAACAACAAAAUGUGUGAUGGCACAAAUGACUGUGGUGACAACUCUGAUGAAUUGGACUGUAAAGAUUCAACCUGUGCUUCAACAGAAUUUCUCUGUGCAGAAGGGAUUUGCAUUGCAAAAUCAGCACAAUGCAACCAGGUCAUUGAUUGUGCAGAUGCUUCAGAUGAAAAGAAUUGCAAUAACACAGACUGCACUAAUUUCUAUAAGCUUGGAGUAAAAUCUACAGGGUUUAUUAGUUGUAAUUCUACUUCACUUUGUAUACUAUCAGAAUGGAUAUGUGAUGGAUCUAACGACUGUGGAGAUUUUACAGAUGAAUUAAAAUGCCCAGUUCGAAACAAGCCCACAUGUGCAGAAAAUUAUUUUGGAUGCCCUAGUGGAAGAUGUAUUCUGAACACAUGGCUGUGUGAUGGACAAAAAGAUUGUGAGGAUGGAAUUGAUGAAUUGCAUUGUGAUUCUUCUUGUUCAUGGAAUCAGUUUGCUUGCUCAGCACACAAAUGUAUCUCUAAGCAGUGGAUUUGUGAUGGUGAAGAUGACUGUGGAGAUGGCUUAGAUGAGAGUGAUGCUAUUUGUGGAUCGGUAACCUGUGCUGCAGACACAUUCAGUUGCCUAGGUUCCCAUGCCUGUGUCCCUCAACACUGGCUUUGUGAUGGUGAAAGGGACUGUCCUAAUGGAAGUGAUGAACUCUCUACAGCAGGCUGUGCUCCUAAUAAUACUUGUGAUGAGAACUCUUUCACAUGCCGUAAUAAAGUCUGCAUUCCCAAACAGUUUAUAUGCGAUCAUGAUGACGACUGUGGAGAUGGAUCUGAUGAGUCAUUGGAAUGUGGGUAUCGUCACUGUAAUCCUGGAGAAUUCAGUUGUGCUGAUGGAAGGUGUCUCUCAAAUUCUCAGUGGCAAUGUGAUGGGGACUUUGACUGCCCAGAUCAUUCUGAUGAAGCUCCUAUAAACAUAAAAUGCAAAAGUUCAGAACAGUCAUGCAACAGUUCUUUUUUCAAUUGCAAAAAUGGCAAGUGUAUUCCUCAAACAGAUGUCUGUGACAAUAAAGAGGAUUGUGGUGAUGGAUCUGAUGAGAGAAACUGCCAUAUCAAUGAAUGCUUGAGUAAGAAAGUCAGUGGCUGUUCUCAAGAUUGUCAGGAUUUUCCUGCUGGGUACAAGUGCAAAUGCUGGCCUGGAUUCUGGCUCAAGGAUGAUGGCAAAACAUGUGUAGACAUUGAUGAAUGUUCCUCUGGCUUCCCCUGUAGUCAGCAAUGCAUCAAUACAUAUGGAACUUACAAAUGCUUAUGUGCAGAUGGGUAUGAAACACAACCUGAUAACCUCAAUGGCUGUAAAUCUCUUUCAGAUGAGGAGCCUUUCUUAAUUCUGGCUGACCAUCAUGAAAUAAGAAAAAUUACCACUGAUGGAUCCAACUAUACUUCAUUGAAACAGGGGCUAAACAAUGUGAUUGCAAUAGACUUUGAUUAUAGAGAAGAGUUCAUCUAUUGGAUUGAUUCCAGCAGACCAAAUGGCAGCAGAAUAAACAGAAUGUCUUUGAAUGGAAGUGACAUAAAGGUAGUACAUAACACAGCUGUUCCCAAUGCGCUAGCUGUCGACUGGAUUGGAAAGAAUCUCUAUUGGUCUGAUGCAGAAAAAAGGAUUAUCGAAGUAUCAAAACUCAGUGGCUUAUACCCCACUGUUCUUGUGAAAAAAAUGGUGAAGUUUCCUAGAGAUCUAUCUUUAGAUCCUCAAGCUGGAUAUUUGUACUGGAUUGAUUGCUGUGAGUAUCCUCACAUUGGCCGGGUUGGAAUGGAUGGCACCAAUCAAACUGUUGUCAUAGAAACACAGAUCUCCAGACCAAUGGCUCUUACAAUAGAUUAUGUCAACAGUAGACUCUACUGGUCUGAUGAAAACCAUAUUGAGUUUGCUGACAUGGAUGGAUUUCAUAGACAUAAAGUCCCUAAUCAAGAUAUUCCAGGGGUGAUUGCACUAACAUUGUUUGAAGACUACAUCUACUGGACAGAUGGGAAAACCAAGUCACUGAGCCGUGCCCACAAAACCUCUGGAGCAGACAGAGUAUCACUGAUUAACUCAUGGCAUGCCAUAACAGAUAUCCAAGUGUAUCAUUCUUAUAGACAACCUGAUGUGUCUAAACAUUUGUGUAUGAUAAAUAAUGGUGGCUGCAGUCAUUUGUGUCUCUUAGCUCCUGGUAAAACAUACACUUGUGCCUGCCCCACUAAUUUUUACCUUGCUGCAGAUAACAAGACCUGCUUGUCAAACUGCACAGCCAGUCAGUUCCGUUGCAAAACUGAUAAAUGUAUUCCAUUCUGGUGGAAAUGUGAUACUGUAGAUGACUGUGGGGAUGGAUCGGAUGAACCUGAAGAAUGUCCUGAAUUUAAAUGUCAACCAGGACGUUUUCAGUGUGGAACUGGACUUUGUGCUCUGCCAGCCUUUAUCUGUGAUGGAGAAAAUGAUUGUGGGGACAAUUCUGAUGAACUCAACUGUGACACACAUGUCUGCCUGUCAGGUCAGUUCAAGUGUACAAAGAAUCAGAAAUGUAUUCCAAUAAAUCUAAGGUGCAAUGGACAAGAUGACUGUGGUGAUGAAGAAGAUGAAAGAGACUGUCCGGAAAACAGCUGUUCUCCAGACCAUUUCCAGUGUAAAACUACAAAGCACUGUAUUUCUAAACUGUGGGUAUGUGAUGAGGACCCGGACUGUGCUGAUGGAUCAGAUGAAGCAAACUGUGAUAAAAAGACUUGUGGGCCUCAUGAAUUCCAGUGCAAAAACAACAACUGUAUUCCAGAUCACUGGAGAUGCGACAGCCAAAAUGAUUGUGGUGAUAAUUCAGAUGAAGAAAACUGCAAGCCUCAAACCUGCACUUUGAAAGACUUUCUCUGCGCAAAUGGAGAUUGUGUUUCUGCGAGAUUCUGGUGUGACGGGGAUUAUGAUUGUGCAGAUGGCUCAGAUGAGCGAUACUGUGAACCUGGCUGCUCAAAAGACCAGUUCCAGUGUUCCAAUGGUCAAUGCAUAUCAGCUAAAUGGAAAUGUGAUGGUCACGAAGACUGCAAAUUUGGGGAUGAUGAGAAAAAUUGUGAACCAGCAUCUCCAACCUGCUCUUCAAGCGAGUAUGUGUGUGCCAGUGGAGGAUGUAUCUCAGCAUCUUUGAGGUGUAAUGGAGAAUUUGACUGUGCUGAUGGUUCUGAUGAGAUGGAUUGUGUAACAGAAUGUAAAGAAGAUCAGUUUCGAUGCAAAAAUAAGGCCCACUGUAUCCCCAUCAGAUGGCUAUGUGAUGGAAUCCAUGACUGUGUGGAUGGCAGCGAUGAAGACAACUGUGAAAGAGGGGGAAAUAUAUGUAAAGCCGAUGAGUUUCUGUGCAAAAAUUCACUUUGUAAACUCCAUUUUUGGGUGUGUGAUGGAGAAGAUGACUGUGGAGACAACUCAGAUGAAGUCCCUGAAAUGUGUGUCAAAUUUCCAUGCCCACCUACAAGACCCUACCGAUGUAGAAACAACAGGGUUUGUCUGCGACCUGAACAGAUUUGCAACGAGAUUGAUGACUGUGGUGAUAACUCAGAUGAAUAUCACUGUGAUAAGAUCCCAUAUAAAGCAAAACCUUGUAAAAAGGAUGAGUUCACUUGUAGUGAUAAGAAAUGUAUACCCAUGGAGCUGCAAUGUGAUCAGUUUGAUGACUGUGGAGAUGGUUCAGAUGAGCAAGGAUGCAAAAUAAGUCCCACUGAAUAUACCUGUGAAGCUGAUGUGAAUCCUUGUGGAGAUGAUGCAUACUGUAAUCAAACAAAAUCAUUCGUUUUCUGUCGGUGUAAGCCUGGAUUUCAGAGAAACAGAAGGAAUAGGCAGUGUGAAGAUAUCAAUGAAUGCAUGAUAUUUGGCACCUGUUCACAUCAAUGUACUAAUAUUAAAGGAUCAUACAAAUGUAUAUGUGAGAGAAAUUAUAAGGAAAAGAAUAACAGCUGCAUAGCAAAAGGCUCUGAAGAUCAAGUUCUCUACAUUGCUAAUGACACUGAUAUCCUGGGUUUUAUAUAUCCAUUCAACUACAGUGAUGUUCAUCAACAAAUUUCACAUGUUGAACAUAAUUCAAGGAUAACUGGGAUGGAUGUAUAUUAUCAAGGUGAUAUGAUUAUUUGGAGUACUCAGUUUAAUCCAGGAGGUAUUUUCUACAAAAAGCUCCACAGCAGAGAAAGAAGACAAAGUAAUAGUGGUUUGAUCUGUCCUGAAUUCAAAAGACCCAGAGAUAUUGCUGUUGACUGGAUUGCUGGAAAUAUUUACUGGACUGAUCAUUCUAGAAUGCAUUGGUUCAGUUAUUAUACAACUCACUGGACAAGUUUAAGAUACUCCAUCAAUGUAGGACAGUUGAAUGGACCAAACUGUACAAGGUUGCUUACAAAUACGGCAGGAGAACCAUAUGCAAUUGCUGUAAAUCCUAAAAAGGGGAUGAUGUAUUGGACAGUCAUUGGGGACCACUCUCACAUAGAAGAAGCAGCUAUGGAUGGUACUCUAAGAAGGAUAUUGGUACAGAAGAAUUUACAAAGACCUACAGGUCUUGUGGUUGAUCAGUUCAGUCAGCGUUUGUUCUGGGCUGAUUUUGAAUUAUCUGUUAUUGGCAGUGUUCUUUUUGAUGGCUCUGAUUCAGUAGUAUCUGUGAGCAGUAAACAAGGGUUGCUGCAUCCUCAUAGAAUUGACAUUUUUGAAGAUUACAUCUAUGGAGCAGGUCCUAAAACUAGUGCAUUUAGAGUACAAAAAUUUGGCUCGGGUUCUGUAGAAUAUCUGAAUUUGGAUGUUGAUAAAACAAAAAGUGCCUUGAUUUUCCAUCGCUACAAGCAAAUAGAUUCACCUAAUCCUUGCUUGGACUUGACAUGCGAGUUUCUCUGUUUACUCAACCCUUCUGGUGCAGCUUGUGCAUGUCCAGAAGGGAAAUCUCUGAUCAAUGGAACAUGCAGUGAUCUGAGUCUUUCAGAGGAUACAUGUAAACUGACUUGUGAAAAUGGAGGAAGAUGCAUUAUGAAUGAGAAGGGUGAUUUAAGAUGUCACUGUUGGCCCAGCUAUUCUGGAGAAAGAUGUGAAACCAACCACUGUUACAAUUACUGUCAAAAUGGAGGAACGUGUGUAGCCUCUGCUCUUGGGAGGCCUACAUGCAGCUGUGCGCUGGGUUUUACAGGACCAAACUGCAAUCAAACAGUUUGUGAUCAUUUUUGUCAAAAUGGAGGAACCUGCAGUGUCACUGCUGGAAAUCAGCCCUAUUGUCACUGCCUGACUGAGUACACUGGAGACAGAUGUCAAUACUAUGUAUGCCACCAUUAUUGUGUGAAUUCUGAAUCUUGUACCAUUGCUGAUGAUGGAAGUGUAGAAUGUGUCUGUCCUGUACAAUAUGAGGGUCCAAAAUGUGAAGUAGACAAGUGUGUAAGAUGCCAUGGUGGGCACUGCAUAAUAAACAAGGACAAUGAUGACAUAAUAUGCAACUGCACUAAUGGAAAGAUUGCUUCUAGCUGUCAAUUAUGUGAUGGCUACUGUUAUAAUGGUGGUGCAUGUCAGCUGGACCCAGAGACAAAUAUACCAGUCUGUCUAUGUUCAGCCAACUGGUCAGGCACACAGUGUGAGAGGCCAGCUCCCAAGAGCAGCAAGUCUGACAAUAUCAGUACAAGAAGCAUUGCAAUCAUUGUUCCUCUUGUUCUCUUGGUGACUUUGAUCACUACUCUGGUAAUUGGUCUACUUCUCUGUAAAAGAAAACGAAGGACAAAAACUAUCCGAAGACAACCAAUGAUAAAUGGAGGAAUCAAUGUAGAAAUUGGUAAUCCAUCAUACAAUAUGUAUGAGCUGGGCCAUAAUCACAAUGAAGGGGGAUUUUUAGAUCCAGAUUUCACAGUAAAUCCAGAAAAGGCCAGGUAUAUAGGGGGAGGGUCCACUGCAUUCAAGCUUCCCCACACAGCACCGCCAAUCUACCUAAACUCUGAUUUGAAAGGACCACUAACUGCAGGGCCAACAAAUUACUCCAAUCCAGUGUACGCAAAGUUAUAUAUGGAUGGGCAAAACUGUCGAAACUCAUUAGCAAGUGUUGAUGAAAGAAAAGAACUCCUUCCAAAGAAAAUAGAUAUUGGGAUAAGGGAGACUGUGGCAUAAUCCUCUGUUACCUUUUAUACUCUGUAUAAAUGUAUAAAAUAUAAGGAUUACUUUUCUAUGUACCCAACAGUAUUAUAAUUGUUUUGGCAUCAGCAUUACCUCUGUUUUUUUGUUUGGUUGAUUGUUUUCUGGGUUUUUCUUUUGCUGAUGACUUUUGACUGACCAUUUGUAACGUAUUUUUAUGAAAAUGAAACUGCACUACAGUACAAUUUACAACAAUGCUGCUGAUACACCUUUGAAUUUGUUAAAAUUAAAAAAAAACAUUUGUUUGUAGUGUGAAUAUGAGCAAUCUAUUUUGUAUGAACUUUUUUGGUUCUACUUAAUCAAUGAAGAUGAUAUCUGCACCUUUUGAUUAUAUAGUCUGAAAGCUGUAGUACAGUGUGUAAUUUUGUUUGUUUUAAAUGGUGAAAGAAUGAUUGAAUGGUCUACUCUCUUUGUGCCCAUUAGAAUUUUACUCCAGAUCCUGUUAAAAGUAGAUCACUUUUCUUCACGAAUCAAACAUAACUUGCUUUUAAAUUUAGUGUUAGGUUGCCAAGAAGUAAACAAGACUACAGAAUCAAAACAUCUAACGAUCUGCAUGAACACAAAUGAGUGUUUCAGAAAUUCAGUGAUUGUACAUGAUAUACUAAACAUAUAUACCAUGUAAACAACCUUGUAUUUAGUAAAACCUUAUAAACCAUAGAACUAUAUCUUGAAAGUUGAAAGACCUUACUUGCUAUGGGACAAGGCCUAUGAACUCCAGCAGUCCUGUAGUACAGUAGCCACCCUAGAGCACAAGAGGGCAUUGCCUACACAUGUAUUAUAUGUUUAUUCACUCAAUCACAUGCAAUAUUUGUGGGUGAUCAAUCCCUUAUCACACACCAAGCAGUAGAAUAAAAAUAAAAUGUAAGCACACACAUUGAUAACAGUAUUCUGAUUUACCCAGUAAGAAAAAAAAAUCAUCCUUGCCCAGAUAUAUUAAAAUCAAAAAUAGCAGUUUAUACUAAUGAUGAUAGUCUAUGAUACCGCUGAUCCAUAUUAUAUAUUAGUGAAACGUAUUUCAGACCAAUUGUGAAUUAAUUUUAAUACUUUUGGAUUAAAUGUCAAAACCCAUUAUCAAAAGUGGAGAGCAUCAAUGUAAUUGGUUUCCAGUACUUUCUCUGGUACUGGUUUAUUUUAUGUAGUUGUGAAGAAUAAAAACAAAAAAAAAUUCCACUUGCCUUUUUUAAUUUUGACAGAAAUAAGUAGUACGAUUUCUUUAAGUUGUAAAACGAACUGAAAUAUUUUAUACAUAUCUUUAAAGGCACAAAAUACUUAUGUACACACAUACUGUGGAGGGCUUUUUGUUCCUCUGCUAAACAUGAUUGACUUUUACCUGUCAUAAUAUAUUAACCUAACAGAUUAAAUAUGUUUGUGGUUGCUCUUUAUUCCCUUUGUACAAGUAUUACAAAAAAUAACUGCUGUUUUAUAAAAGAUUUUUGUUGUACUAUGUGCAUGCAUACUACCUAUUUCUAAACUUUGCCAUAUUGAGGCCUUUAUAAACUCUUGAUUUGUGUAAUACUAGUGCAGGUUUGCUUGAAACAAUGUUAUGCAUAUCAUAAACUUUUUCAGGUUCUUGUUUAAGUACAUUUUUUAAAUUGAACAGUAUUUUUCAUUUUGGUUAUAAUAGUCAUUU
This is a messenger RNA of Gopherus flavomarginatus (Mexican gopher tortoise), 15638 nucleotides long. It is a transcript of the gene LRP1B, whose product is annotated as LDL receptor related protein 1B. The transcript has 91 exons. Gene Ontology annotation, molecular function: protein binding; calcium ion binding. NCBI's taxonomy places the organism in Eukaryota, Metazoa, Chordata, Testudines, Testudinidae. The record is from RefSeq and is a predicted model, not a curated record. The coding region runs from base 188 to 13984 and encodes 4598 amino acids.